AUGUCCGCCUCAAUACGACCAAUCAGCCCGCCGCGGCCCUCGUCUGCGUCGGUGACGGCUACCACCGUCUCCUCGUCCUCGCCCCCGACCACCAGCAGGAGCACGGUCUUUCCGAGCGGCAGCUCGCGGGGCGGAGGAGGCCCGUCCACAACCGCGCCAUCCUCCGCCUCGUCUGCCCACCCGCCUCCGCCUCAUCCCGCCCCGGGGCCCGGCGUCGCACCGGGAAUCCAAGCCCAGGAAGCCCAGACACAUGCCCACCCUCAUCCUCACACUCAUCAUCAACCACACACCCUCCAUCCCGCCCAGAACCGGCCCCAACAAGCCGGCGCACCACCACACCCCCCGCCCUCCUCCUCCGCCGCCCGCGCCCCAGCCUCGCCCACCAACCCCUCGUACCUCCCCACGGAGGCGGAGCAGGAGCAGAUCGCGCAGGCGCGCACGGCGCUGGUCGCGAGCAUCGGCAACACGCUGGACCACGAGCUGCAGACGCGCGCGUCGCUGCUGCACUCCAACCAGGCCGCCAUCGAGAAGCAGGAGCGGGACGUCGAGCGCGCCCUGGCCGACCUGCGCCGCGAGGACGACCGCCUGCUGAAGGUGCUGAACAACGGCAGCCGCCAGGUCAAGGAGCUCGGCGACGUGCAGAACUGGGCCGAGCGCCUUGAGAGGGACUUCCUCGUGCUCGAGGAGACGAUGAGACUCGUGCAUGAGGGGGAUAGUGGGGGCGAGAGCGGGAGCUGGACGGGUAGUGAGAGUGGGAGCUGGUCUGGGAGUGAGAGGGGGAGCUUUGUUGGGGACGGCGAUGAGGGUGGGGAUGUGAGGAUGGCGGAUGGGGAUGAGGAUCCUGACCAUGGACAGGUUAAUGAGAAUGCCGUGGGCAAGGGCAAGGGGAAGCAGCCGGAUGGUCCCUCCUCUACGAGUGCUAUGGACGUCGACUCGGCCCAGGAUUCCUUGCCUCAUAGGACUGCUGGCCCUGAGCCAAGUAUGCUCGUCGACCUCGUCUCCUCGUCGAACGGGGCAACCGCGCCGCCACAGCAGUCACCGACGUCGACAGGCUGGCUGAGGAGAUUCUGGUGGCGGAGCUGA
This is a messenger RNA of Diaporthe citri, 1083 nucleotides long. RefSeq lists its product as uncharacterized. Bases 1 to 1083 code for a protein of 360 amino acids. NCBI's taxonomy places the organism in Eukaryota, Fungi, Ascomycota, Sordariomycetes, Diaporthales, Diaporthaceae. The record is from RefSeq and is a predicted model, not a curated record. Gene Ontology annotation, biological process: endosomal transport. Gene Ontology annotation, cellular component: BLOC-1 complex. The transcript has a single exon.